AUGGAUGCGCUGGAGAAGCUGUGCGUGGCUUGUAUCCAUCGGCCACGGACUGUGCUCGCCAGCUGGCUCUUGCUGGCUGCUGUUUGUGCACCCUUUGGUCUGCAGCUGAUCGACCACUGCAAGUUUACUUUCGAGCCGGUGCCGGGCACAGAGACGUAUGAUGCACAGGCAGCCUUCAAGCGAGAAUUUCCGGCGAGCGUGAACCAGGAUGUGGAGGUGGUUCUCAUCAGCUGUGCUGGGCAUUGCCCGUCUGGCAUUGCCGCUCUGGACUUUGCGAACCAUUCGGUGCAGGAGCUGAGGAGUAUCUGCUCGUCCCUGAACUCCUCGCACGUAGGUGUGUUGCACAAUUGGACAGACCACUUCCAAUUUUCGGCUUCGGCCCCUGCGCGACUGGGCCUUCCUAGCCCCUUCUUGUCGGCCUCCAACGAGACGCUGCUCUUCCAGCUCUCGUGGACAGUGGGAGACCGGCAGCGGGAAGUCAUCGCCAUGCUGAACGAGGUCCGCCAGUUGGUGCAAGAGCUUCACCGGCAAGGUCUGAAAGAAGAAGAGCAAGUUUCUGUCAGCAUUGCAGGUCAGCUUGCUUUGUUCACAGACACUCUUUCAUCUACCAGGCAGGAUAUCGAGAAGAAGGACAUCAUUGUGAUGCCCUUCGCUCUGCUAGUGCUGGCAAGUCGAGUCGGCUCACUUCGCCUCAUGAUCAUUCCCAUCUGCUGCCUAGCUUGCAGCCUUGCUGCAUCCCUGGGGAUCUUCUUGCCUUUUGCGAUCUACGUCGUCGACAUCUCACCCCUCGCGCCCAGCACGAUGGCCUUUUUGGGUAUUGCCCUGGCCAUUGACUACUCUCUGUUCAUGCUCACGCGCUACGCCGAAGAGGUGGAGGCCGGGGCCUCGACGGAGGUCGCGCUCCGGUCCACGCUGAGACAGAGUGGCCAUGUGGUCCUGAUCAGCAGCUCCGUGCUGAUCAUCUGCUACAUGGGUGUUCUCUUCUACCCCAGCGGCGGCAUCGCCACCAUCGGGCUCGGAGCCUCUCUGACGGUCUUUCUCUGUGCGGCCUCGAACCUCACUCUGACCCCUUGCACGAUCUGCGCCUUCAAGGGCCUUUUCGGAGCCGAAGCCCUGAAGCGAAGGCGGGACAGGAGAGCCGGAUUCCGUGCACCUUGUGGGAGGGCUUGCAGAGGCUGUUGGCCGGCUGUCGCAAGGGCUGUGACGACGAGACCUGGAGUGAUUGUGGUGCCCUUGCUGUGCUUGGCCUUCCUGCUCCCAGCAUGCGCUGUGCUGUUCCAUUACCGUGAGAGUUUUGCAAACCAGCUGACCUUUCCUACGCACUCAGACACCAGCAUUGCCUAUCAGCACCUUACCCGAGAGUUCCCGGCUGGGAAGCUCAGCCCGCAGUACGUGCUGCUGCCGGCAAGCAACGGCAGCGUGCGAAGUGACGAGUUUUUCGACGCCUCCUGCCACUUGGCCCAGAUCCUUCUCGAGGAUCUCUCCGUCCCACCUUUCAAUCUUCAAGCCUCCGACCUACUGGGGCCGGCCCUUUUGCCACUCCCAGCGGCACAGGAACAGCAAGGGAACGCUUCGGGUUUGAAGUGCCUUCGAUGGAACUCCACGAAGAAAGACGACCUGCAUCCCUUCGGCUCGCUCACCGCAGAGACGCUCUUGGAGCUUCCCAACGACCUUGGUGAGGCCUACCGAGAGCAAUGGGGCAAGUUGGUCAGCUCCAGGCGGGAAGACACGGCCUUGAUCGCCAUCACCGUGCCUUUCGAUCCCUACAGCGACACCCUCUGGCCUUUCGUGCUGGCCGCAAGGGGUGCCAUCAAAAAGGCCACGGGGCAAAGUGAAGAGGAGGACAUCUCGGAGAGUCUGUUUCUGGGGCGUCGCCUUCAGGAUUCCCCUAAGCCAAUGCUGUUCGGAACACUCACCGUUGUGUUCGACAUCGUUGAAGUCACGUAUGGCCGGAUUCCCUACAUUGUCUCUGGCACAGUCCUCAUUGUCUUCUCUUUGAUCGCUUUUGCAUUUCGGGCUGCCUUGGCCCCAAUCAAGAUGUUCAUCACGGUCGUGGUGCCCCUAGUCGCUGUGUUCGGGAUUGCCGUGUGGGUUUACCAAGAUGGUGCUUUCAAUUGGCUGCCCGGUGGCCCGGGCAACAACCCCUUCACCACCCCUCCCGGGGGAGGCUUCUACUGGGCAGCUCCCGUGUUCACCUGCACCAUCAUCAUUGGCUUGGCUCUCGACUAUGACGUCUUCCUCUUUGCUCGUGUCAUUGAGCUCCGAAGGCAGGGCUACAGUAAUGAGGUUGCGGUGCGUGGAGGCUUGUGCUUGACAGGCCCCACGAUCACAUCCGCAGGGCUAAUUAUGGCAAUCGCCUUUUGUGGGCUACUUCUCAGUGAUGUUCCCAGCAACAACCAGAUCGGCUUUGUGAUGGCAUUCGGCGUUCUCAUGGACACCUUUGUGAUUCGCACCUGCCUGGUCCCCUCAGUCCUUACGCUGGCAUCAUCCCUAAACUACUGGCCACAGAAGAUGCCUCCGGUCACGCAGUUCGGAACCGAAAUGCUGCUUCUGGAUCCUCAGGGACAAGACCUGGCAGAGUACCCCGUUGCGCAAGAUGCAACUCCCGGAGCACGCGCUAACCUCGAGGUGGACAACAGCCCGGAGACAACCGAGAUCGAUGCCAGAGAUGUGUUGACUGAGCAGACCUUGCUGGAGUAUGCCUGUCAUACCGGAAACAUGGGCCUGGCGAAGCUUUGCUACCGUCGCGGAGCCAACCUGUCCGCCAAGACCAACAAGGGGGAGACCGCCUUCAACAUCGUCACCAAGAACAAGCGUUACGAUCUGAUGGAGUUCCUCCACACCUACGGUGUCAAAGUCAACUCCGCAGACGCACAGGGAAGGACCGCGCUCCACGUGGCAGCGGCCAAUGACGAUGUAGAUGGUGUUUGCCGUCUUCUUGAGUGGGGUGCGGAUGUCAACAUCAAAGAUGUCAAAAAGAAGACACCGAUCCAUGUGGCGGAACUGUCCUCAGCGCGAGUCGGAUGGAUGAUUCUCCAUGUAUGUAUAUUUCUCUAUGUAUAUAUAUAUAUAUGCACAUGCACAUCUCUCUGUUUAUGUGUGCCAAUAUGUAUGUGUAUAUAUAAACAAAACAUAUCAGCAUUGCUGUUGUUCUUGCACAGCAGCCGAACUGAAAGGAUCAAAAGCACGACAAGCAACACAACGUACAUGUCUGUAGAAAGGGUAAACUCACCUUCAAGCAAGCAUCCAUCUGUACCCAUCUACGUCUAG
Molecule: messenger RNA, 3270 nt
Organism: Symbiodinium necroappetens
Lineage: Eukaryota; Dinophyceae; Suessiales; Symbiodiniaceae
Source: the annotation of a GenBank genome assembly